GGUCUAAUUCGGGUAUCGGCAGACCCCAGGUGAGAAGGGAAAGAAACCCCUGGGGUAUUUAAUAAGUUCAAAGUCAUUUAAAAUAUACAAAUAUAUAAUAUUUUAUUAAAAGAAAUCGGAAACGAGAGCAAAAAAUCUUGACUUGAGCAGAGUAAAUUUCAGGUCUCUCCCUUGACUGACUUGUCUGAGUACUAAUUUUACACAAUUACAAUACACUUAAAUAGUAGCUUUUGUAUAAACUUCAGAGUAGUGAUGACGUUUGCGGAAAUCUCUUGUCUCCUUUGAGUUUACUAUCAAAAAAUUUCCAUAGAAUUCACUGGAUAGGGUUGACAUGCUGAUGAAUUUUAUUCCUUAACAAAGCAACCAAAGUCUUAAUAGUUAACAUAAAAUUAUCAAAGAAAUUGAUAAAAAAUGACUACAAAUAGCAGUGAGUUGAAUACAGUUGAUAUAGAAGAUAAUAAACCGCAUAUUGUUGACACACCAGAGCACGAUCAUUCAAGAUGUCAAUCACCGAAGCAUGGCACCACAUUAUCAACAAGCACCAGUAGUUUUGAAGCACUAGAUCCUCAUGAUCCAAAUCUGAGUCGUUUAGCAACGACGAUGUUCGAAAAAACAGGUGAAUAUCUACAGGAUGAAUUGACAUCAACUCAUGCUGACUAUCGGUUACUUGAAAGAUUAAACAAAGAGACGAUUGCUAAAUAUGCUGAGUUGAAAACAAUAUCAACGAAUGUAUCACAAUCAUUGGAGGCACUUAAUCAGAAAUAUAAAAAAUUGCAACCUGUUUUGGAUAAUAUUAAUCAGAUUGAUGACAGUAUUGCUAAAUUGGAACAAGCUGCUUAUAAAUUAGCAGCUUAUUCUAAAAGAUUAGAAGCUAAGUUUAAAGAUCUUGAGAAGGAAAGUAGAAGUAAAUAAAUUUAUAUUUUAUUAUUUAAAUGUUCAAAAGUGGAGUCUAUUAUAAAUUGUUAUUAAUAAUAAUAAAAUUCAAAUGACAUUUA
This is a messenger RNA of Microplitis demolitor, 995 nucleotides long. RefSeq names its product biogenesis of lysosome-related organelles complex 1 subunit 2 (gene Blos2). Gene Ontology annotation, molecular function: gamma-tubulin binding. The transcript has 2 exons. The coding region runs from base 412 to 912 and encodes 166 amino acids. The record is from RefSeq and is a predicted model, not a curated record. NCBI's taxonomy places the organism in Eukaryota, Metazoa, Arthropoda, Insecta, Hymenoptera, Braconidae. Gene Ontology annotation, biological process: endosomal transport; lysosome localization. Gene Ontology annotation, cellular component: BORC complex; gamma-tubulin complex; BLOC-1 complex.